AUGGUACGUUUCAGACCAAUUGAUGAUUGAGUAACCCAUCAAGACCCAUGACUAACUCGACGAAAAUAUGAAUUUAGCCGCCAAAGAAGAAACUCGCAACAAUAACCAUCCUCAAACUCAAAAAGGGGAAACUCACAUAUACGCUAACGGUGCAACCACCAAUAACGCUCGACGCGAUCAAGACUCAGCUUGCCGUUGCUAUAAACAGCUCAGGAGGCUUGCAAUCUGCAGAGGAGGAAGUGGUGGAUGAGGAAAUAGACGCCAUUGAAGACGACAUAGUCGCCGACGCGGAUGGAGAAGAUGAGGAAGAUAUACCCGUACCGAAAUCCGAAUACAUCGAAGAAGAAGAAGAAGAAGAAGAGGAACAAGGGGAGCAAGUGAUGGAGGAAGUGAGUGGGGAAACGGUUGAAGCUGACGAUAUCAGAGUUGCCGUGCCGCGAAAUCCCGCUUCUCCAUAUGAUAACGAGUGGGUAGAAUUGGAUGACUCGAACGUCGAGGAAGUGGCGUUCAAGGACUACUACAUUCUCGCGUUUGCGACUAUACCGGGCGAAGAGUUUUCCAUAGUUGAAGCAGCUUACGAAGAAUAG
This is a messenger RNA of Lodderomyces beijingensis, 587 nucleotides long. The record is from the annotation of a GenBank genome assembly. Lineage: Eukaryota; Fungi; Ascomycota; Pichiomycetes; Serinales; Debaryomycetaceae.